Molecule: messenger RNA, 861 nt
Organism: Didymodactylos carnosus
Lineage: Eukaryota; Metazoa; Rotifera; Eurotatoria; Philodinida; Philodinidae
Source: the annotation of a GenBank genome assembly
AUGUGGAAUUCAAGUCCAACAAUUGUUGCAGGUGGUAACGGAAUUGGACAAAACCAGAAUCAACUUAGUACAAUGGUUCUAGAUAUUGAUAUUGAUCAAAAUCAGACAUUGUAUAUAGCCGAUUCUUGGAAUCAGCGAGUACUUAAAUGGUCAACAGGCUCUUUGCAUGGUGUCUCCCUAAAUGUCGGUGUACUAACACCAAAAGCAAUAUUUUUAACAUCCGACAGUUACAUGUAUGUAGCUAGUUUUAAUGAAGUAUAUAAAUGGUCCAUUGAUACAGCAAUGAUUACCGAACCGAUACGUGUCGUUGUUGAUGACGCUAAUUAUCAGGAUUUAUUUGUUGAUACUUCUGGCUCUGUUUAUGUCUCUGACGCGAAAAAUCAUCGGGUUAUACGCUGGGACCGAAACUGGUUUUUGUUUGGACAAGUGGUAGCAGGUGGGAAAAACAAGGGAUCGGCGUUGAACCAAUUGAACUCUCCAACAGCAAUAUACGUUGAUAGUGGUGCUACUGUUUAUAUAGCUGAUGAGAUAAACAAUCGAAUAGUUAAAUGGCAAAACGGUGCGAAAGAAGGUGAGAUUGUCCUCGGUGGUACAACAGAUUUGAAAGCAAAUGAAACUUUACAAAAUCCAACAAGCCUGACUAUGGAUAGAUAUGGUAACUUGUAUGUCGGUGAUGCAUAUCGAAUUCAAAAAUUUAAACCGAGAGAUAAACACGGACAACUGCUUUUUGACGGAAAGAGAGGAAGCAGUCAGAUAACUCAAUUACUGAGACCACUGGGACUCAGAUACGAUGCUUACGGUAAUCUGUAUGUUGCUGAUUCAAGAAACGCUCAGAUAUUGAAAUUUUCCUGCAUUCAAUAG